AUGAAGAGGCAUCCGCUUCUAAAGAACCCAGUCAAAUGGCUCCAAGGAGCAGCCAAGGGCCACUCUGCUGGCUUAUACGACUCAUCAGCUUACAAUCUACACGAUUUGACCAAUAAUCCUUUUGCACAAGCGUUGGCUGACCAUAGAGCUGACCAUAUGGUCAAGCGGUUCCCUAUAGGCAACAUGAUCCAGUUGGUGAUGAAGAAGAUAGAUGGACAGUAUAAUAUUGUGCCUGUUUUGGAGAAACCCAAGGCUGGCAAUAACCCAGCCAAUUACGUCUUGAAUAGAGCUUCGUAUAUUGCACAUGUUCAGCAGACGAGGUUCCUACCGGUACCACAGAAGAUACGACAGAGGGAUAAGAAGCUUAUGGGCUCGAUAAGAGUGGUUGAAGACUUCGAAGGUGUUCAUAGGAAGAAAUUGGAAGAGGCAAUACGCUCCUUGCUUGAACAGAAACAGGCUGGCGAUGGUCCUGGGCUUCGAGUUCUACCGGGACAACGAAAGAUACCAGGAAACGGUCCCGUGGAGUGGGAGGGAAAGGUUCCAAGGAUCUAUAGUACGCUCGUGGAUGAAGAGUUGUUCUUGCCGUUUGAUAAGAACCUAGAGUUGUGCCAGCUCCUUCUAAAACACGCCCAGUUUUGUGAUAUCCAGGCGCCAGAAGGCUCAGAGAGCGUAUCGACAAAGAACGCGUCAUAA
Candidozyma haemuli is the source of this 693-nucleotide messenger RNA. RefSeq lists its product as uncharacterized. The record is from RefSeq and is a predicted model, not a curated record. The transcript has a single exon. Bases 1 to 693 code for a protein of 230 amino acids. NCBI's taxonomy places the organism in Eukaryota, Fungi, Ascomycota, Pichiomycetes, Serinales, Metschnikowiaceae.